CUUUCUGUACUUUCCCAUUGGCCGCACUUGCAUUACAAAGAAGAAGAUAAAUAUUGCCUCUUUCUUUCUCUCUGUCUUUCUUUCUCUUUCUCUUUCUAUCUCUAUAUUUUCUCUCUUCUGCCAUCAACACCCAUCUCUCUCUCUGUGUUCUCUUUUCGGCCCAAGAUCCUCCUUGCUUUCGGUGCUUUGAAAAGUGAAUUUAAAGCUGCUUAUAAUCACCUCUCUCUCUCUCUCUCUCUCUCUCUAUUUUUUUUUUUCUCUGCUCAUAGAAUACCCUCCAUCUCUUCCUCUAUUUGUCUUUUUAGUUGUUCUGCUUCUCCAUUCUAUGCUACGAACCGACCUCAAAGUUCCAAUUAUUUACGGUUUUUUUGUUAUCUUCUUGCUAUUUUUUUUUUCCCUUCUAUUUUGGGUUUUUUUUUUUUUUUUUUUAUGUUUUUUCAUUAGCUUAUGCUGCGGUCAAGCUUUUCUUUUGGUUGCUUCAUCUACAAGAUCUUAUCCGACUCUGCUUAAAAAAUAAGCUGAAAAUUUUCUCUGGAAAGUGAAAGAAAAAAUUCUCAGAAUUUUCUGGGAGAAAAAAAAAAAAAAAAAAGCUACAGGAGUGGAUAUGUUUAAUGGUUCUCUUAUAGCUUAAAAUAUUUGACAUGAGCCGCAGAUUUUAGUCCCCACCCUUUUCAGAAACAUAGGAAAACAGAGCAAAAAAACAAAAAACAGUCAUGGAUUCAAAUACCCAUCAGAGUUUUCAUCACCAACAGCAACAGGAUCACCAAUCCAAUUCUGGGUUAUUGAGAUUUCGCUCAGCUCCGAGCUCUCUCCUCAUUAAUUUUACCGAGGAAGGUGGUGGUGAUUGCGGCGGUGGUGUUAAUAAGAACGGCUCGUGUGAGGGUUCGGAAUCAGAGAGAUUGUUUACCAGAUUCGUCAAUUACAGUGGCAAUAACGAUUCCGAUUCUACGCCGAGCUUCCAAGACUUUGAUGACAAAUCGACCGUGACGGCAACUGAAGCAGCUGUGGUUUCGAACCGCAUGAACUCCCAGCAGCAGGGUUAUAAUACUGGUUUACCACCUCAUUAUCCCAGACACGGUUCGAAUACCAGUGCCUCUGCAAUGGAUAAUAGCUCGUUUGGAUUGGUGGGUUCAAUGGCAAUGGAUCAUCAAGCCCAAUCCAAGACCGUUCAUUCCAAUCUUGCCCGCCAAAAUAGCACUCCUGCUGGGCUUUUCUCCCACAUCUCUGUCCCAAAUGGCUUUGCCACCAUAAAAUGUGCAGGAAACUACGGUGGACUGAAUGGUAGUAAUGGAGAAGUAAGUCCACCCACAAACAGAUUGAAGAGUCAUCUUAGUUUCUCAUCAAGAUUCCCCACUUCUUUGGGGAUGUUGUCGCAGAUUUCAGAAAUUGGGAGUGAGAAUCUUGGAGCUGGUGGCCUUGAAGAAGGAAAGCUCGGGAGCAGCAAUGGUGAUGGUCGAUUCUAUGGCACUGGAUUCCCAUUAGGUUCUUGGAGUGAUUCAUCAAAUUUCACGGAGAGUCUGGGUGGUUUGAGAAGAGACCAAGACAAUGAUAGAAAGUUAUUUUCUAGCACUCAGAAUGAAGAGUUUGGAAAUCGGAUACAUUUAUUAUCACACCAUUUAAGUUUGCCUAAAACUUCAGCAGACGUUGCCAUGGAAAAGUUGUUACAUUUCCAAGACUCGGUUCCUUGCAAAAUUAGAGCCAAACGUGGUUGUGCUACUCAUCCUCGAAGUAUUGCAGAAAGGGUAAGGAGAACGCGGAUCAGUGAAAGAAUGAGAAAACUACAAGAGCUUGUUCCAAACAUGGACAAGCAAACAAACACAGCAGACAUGCUGGACCUGGCUGUCGAGUAUAUUAAAGACCUUCAAAAACAGUUCAAGACUCUUAGUGAUAACCGGGCAAACUGCAAGUGCUUAAAUAUCCAGAAGCCAGUCUCAAAUCAAGUUGUUUGACUGGCAUGCAUAUGCUUUUUCCAUACAGAGGGAAAUAAUGAAUCCGAUGGAUUAGUGGAUAAAAACGACCAUGUUGUUUUCCUUUAUAUGCUCUGAAUAUCAGGUAGAAAUUAAAGAAACUACAUAAGAAAGUACACUUCCAAGUGGAUACAUGAUAUAGAAAGUUGGUAGAUUUUGAUCAACCACUACAUCCUGGUCUUGUAAGCUAACAAGUGUUUUAGUUGCAACAGGAUAUAUGUAAUAAUGAUCAGAAAAAUUGUAUAGGACAUGUGGCUUAAUAAUGAAUUUUGGUAAUUUUUCUUUCUAUA
Molecule: messenger RNA, 2257 nt
Organism: Ziziphus jujuba (common jujube)
Lineage: Eukaryota; Viridiplantae; Streptophyta; Magnoliopsida; Rosales; Rhamnaceae
Product: transcription factor bHLH130
Exons: 6
Coding region: 714-1949 (411 amino acids)
Biological process (GO): regulation of transcription by RNA polymerase II
Cellular component (GO): nucleus
Molecular function (GO): RNA polymerase II cis-regulatory region sequence-specific DNA binding; DNA-binding transcription factor activity, RNA polymerase II-specific; protein dimerization activity
Source: RefSeq, a predicted model, not a curated record